Triticum turgidum subsp. durum (durum wheat) is the source of this 912-nucleotide messenger RNA. The record is from the annotation of a GenBank genome assembly. Lineage: Eukaryota; Viridiplantae; Streptophyta; Magnoliopsida; Poales; Poaceae.
AUGAAGCUACUCACCAUGGCCGAUGUGUCCGACCUGUUGAUCUUUUGCUUGCUUGCCAGGGGUGUGAAGGUGGUGUACAGGACCAAGGAGCUUGAGGAGCAGCAGGCCAACCGAAUCUGGAACGAAACCUGGCUCGCAGGAUUCUUCUACAAGCCUUGCAACCACAAACUGUUUUUGAAGCAAGCACUCAACAUGGAGAUGGCCAUUGUGAUGGCCCGGUAUUCCAUCAGACGCCUGUUAGCUGACGUCCCCGAUGAUGUUGACAUGGUUGUUUUUCCUAACUAUGAAAGCAGCGUCGAGCGUGAUGAUAUAAAAGAUCCAUUCAGUGAGAAGAAAAAACUGUGCCGCCACUCCUCCCUCGAUUUCUGUCUAGGGUUUCCUGCCUCCGCCUCCGCCAUCACGGAAGCCGAGGGCACGCCGCCGCCUCUGCCAAUCCCUAGGGACGCCGCCUCCGUGGAUGAAGUGGUUCCAUUUGAUCGCAGUUUCUACCUUUUCAACUUGUUUGGUUAUGAGCCAAGACUGAAGAUAUACAAGCUUAUGUUGCCUCUGUUACCAUGUGGCAAUGCAACCAUGAAGGGCUUGACGUGUUGGCUGUCAAGAAGCACUAGGUCGACGGCAGGCAAGGCAUCCAGGAAGCCACAUCACGAGAGAGCGAUGACGCUCAAAGGUUGUGAAGAGGAGUUCCUGAUGAUAGCUGAAUAUACCGGCCUACUUGCCGACAACCAAGGCAAAAUUAUCAGCGUGUAUGCGAAACAGCCUGCUAGCUGGGUGUGUGCCUCCUGUUUGAGCGAGAGGGAGGACCUUUGCUGGGCAGUCAAAGGAUGUGCUCGGAUAUGGUGGUCCAACUGCAAGCGUAGCUUGCAGCUCCAGCUUAGAUUUGUUAGGAACCAAUCACCCAGAUGCCUUUCCUAG